Messenger RNA from Gasterosteus aculeatus aculeatus (three-spined stickleback), 5397 nucleotides. Lineage: Eukaryota; Metazoa; Chordata; Actinopteri; Perciformes; Gasterosteidae. The record is from RefSeq and is a predicted model, not a curated record.
ACAUUUAAACAAACCUUCCGGUUGUAGGUAAACUGAGACCUUGAGACCUUCCCCACAAUAGUGGUUGCACACUUUACCCAUUCGGUUCCUUCCCUCCAGUGACUCAGGUGCUGAUCUUCUAUCGUUACCAGCAGAAGUGAGAACACAGAGCUGUCCUGGGAAAUUACCCUGUCGACGGACAGCACAUUGAGACUUCGUUAGCACAAGCACUCGACCCAGUGCCUGUCCAGCCUGAUCGAAAAGAGCAGCGCUCCAUGACAGGGCGGCGGAGAAUGUCUGUGUUGAGGAGAAAGAAGAGGCAGAGGAAGUCGGAGACUGCAAAGAGCCAUCUGUAGAUCGGAAAGACAAAAAGACGCUCCUGAGCCUCGGCGUCACUCAACAGGAUUUAGGGUAGGAAGUCAGGUGUCAUUGCUGAAAUGGACUUCUGCUCAGCGUGGAUCGUGUCUCCUUCCACUCUACUCUUUUUAUGUCUCAUCUUGGGCACGCAUGCCCAGCAGGCCUUCAGGUCUGAGCCCAGGAACCUCACUGUGCGGAUGGGAGCCACAGCUGUGUUGAGGUGUGAGGUCCUGAGGGCCUCAGGGACGGUUCAGUGGGAGAAAGAUGGCCUCCUCCUGGGACCACAGAGAAGCCUGCCUGGCUUUCUGCACUACAGCAUGAUUGGAAAUCCCAAGAGAGGGCAAUAUCAUCUUCAGAUUGAGAAGGCCAAGCUGGAGGAUGAAGCUUUUUACACGUGUCAAGUGGGCCAGUCCGAGAGCAGCCAGGCAAUCGUUUCCAGUUCGGCCUGGGUCAACGUUCUGAUCCCCCCUUCCAAGCCGUACUUUGAGGUGGACAUGAAAAGUCCUUGGGUGGCAGGAAGGAAGUACGUCGUCGCCUGUAUCGCUCCUGACGCAAAGCCAGAGGCUGAAAUCACGCUAUAUAAAGAUGGAGUCGAGCUGACAGGGACAGAGUCUUUCACCACGUCUGGCUCAAAGGAUAAGCUCCUGAACACGCAUACCAAAGUAACGGUCACCGCUCUGAGCUCUGAUAACGGGAGGCAGCUGGCGUGUCACGCCAACAACCCCGCCCUUUUGCGGCGUGUGGAGACCACAAUGACCGUGAACGUGUACUUCCCACCUCAGCCUCCAGUUAUUCUAGGUCUGGAGAGAGAAGAUGUCAAAGCAGGGAGAAUACUCGUGUUGGAGUGUGUGUCUCAUGGUGGAAACCCUUUAGCUUCUCUCCACUGGACCAAGAACGGAGAAGUUUUGUCCAGGACUUGGGAAGCAGAUGUUACAACGCAGAAGUCCAGAAGUGUCCUCAAACUGAAGAUCACCCCAGCAGACAACCAGGCAGUGGUCUGCUGUGCGAGUGAGAAUCUGUCCCCGUCCCGUCUGUCCGUCAGCCACACAAUCACCGUGCUCUUUGAGCCUGCAGAGGUGACUCUGUCGGGUUCGUCCACAGCUGUUGAGGGGCAGGACUUGACUCUGAACUGCUAUGCCACCUCCAGUAAUCCGCCGGUCCACAUUCGCUGGUGGCUGGGCUACAAGGAGCUCAACACCAGUGUCGCAACUAUGGAAGAGGGAGACAAUGGUGGGAUGACAACCAUGUCCAGCAUGAACCACACGGUCUCCCGGGAGGAGGACGGGCUGAAAAUCACCUGUGAGGCUUUCAACAAGGGCACACAAUUCUCCAAGACCCAGUUCACCACACUUAAUGUCUAUUAUCCCCCUCAAAAGGUGUGGCGUGAAACUCCCCCUCAAGACGUCCCCCUCCGUUCGGGGACACACGUCCGCAUCAUCUGGUUCUCGCCGAGCGGGACUGCCCAUGAGACUCUCACCUGCCUCCAGAAUGGGAAGGUGGUGUCUAACGCUCUGAAGCAGACCUCCUUUGAUCGGGGUGCCGCUCGAGAACUGCUCCUGGUCCUGACCGCAAGCGACAACAUGGCCACCUACCGCUGCGAUGCCACAAACGAGGCAAUGCAGACUAUCUCGGCCCACACUCAGCUCAAGGUUAACUUUACAGCAGUAAGUAUGAAGAUUUCAACCGAUCUUGAGGUGCUACGUCGGGGCCAGAUGUUGACUCUGGAGUGCCAGGCAGGAAGUAGUAACCCUAAAGCCAACAUAUCCUGGAGCCUGGGCGGACUCAGAUUCCAGGGAGUGGAGCAGCCACCCAGGAGUGCCCAGUUCGGUGGCGUGUCGGUGCACAGUACUCUAUCCCUGAAUCUGAGCUCCCAGCAUCACAACCACAGGGUCAUCUGCCAGUCCUACAGUCCCGUGCUGGUGGAGGCGACUAACACAUUCUACAAACUCAAUGUGCUUUACCCACCAGAGUUCAGCCCUGAGCAGCCAGUGCACAUUCAGGUGCAGGAGGAUGACAUGGCAACCAUCCCACUGCUGGUCUCAGCUAACCCAGAGAAGCUCUCCUGCAAGUGGCUGAAUCCCAGGGGAAAGCUGGUCAAAGCGGGGAACCUGCACUACUACCAGUCAGACAAAAACGGACUGGAGAUCGAGAAUGUGACGAGGAGAGAUGCAGGAGUUUACAGGGUCAACUGUACCAAUGAUGAAGGAUCCAACGAAAUCUCCAUAACGCUGGAUGUUCAGUAUGCUCCCAGUGUGGAGGCAGAGAAAGACCCUGUAGUAGUGAACCUGGGGGAAACAGCCGACCUGAUAUGUGUGGCAGACGCCAACCCCAUCGUAUCUGACAUGUUCUCUUGGGAAUGGCUGGGAGAAGAGGAGGUGGAGAUGGGAGAGGAGAACCAGCAUGAUGAAUCUGGCCUUCUGACCAUCCAUAAUGUUACUCGGGCUCAUGCUGGUCUUUACCAGUGCACAGCCAAUAAUGACAUAGCAUCCCCUGCCACUGUUAACAUCCAGCUGGUGGUGCAAUUCAAACCAGAGGUACUGAAAGGAGCCCAGUGGACCAAGGUGGCAAGUAGAGGGGACGGAACUUCUACAGCUGAGAUGGUGUGUCGGGCAGAAGGGAUUCCUCGCGUCGACUUCUCUUGGGAAAAAAACGGUCUACGCAUGGACUUUGCAAACCCCAGGUAUGAGGAGCGGGCCGUAAAGGAUGGCUCCUUUCACACCAGCACAGUUCGAGUUGUGAAUGUGAGUGCAUCUCUGGACUACACUAUCUUCAGAUGCACGGCUCGCAACUCACUUGGGGAAGACACACUAGACAUCAAGCUCGUCAGCAAAAAUCACCCAGAUCCUCCCUCGAUGUUCCGCCAACUUGCCGUCUCCCACGACUCAGUCACUCUGGAGUGGAUCAGUGGUUUCGAUGGUGGUCUGUUUCAAGGAUUUCGUAUAAGAUACCGUUGGGAUAAGUCAGACAGCUUCCUGUACAUGGACGUCUUUCCUCCAGGAGCAACAUUUUUCACGGUCACCGGGCUGCAGCCCAUCACCACCUACAACUUCUCAGUCAAUGCCCACAAUGCAAUGGGAGAGAGUGGCUUUGCUGACAACAAUGCAGUACUGACCAUCACCACCAAGGAGAGGCCAGAUAUCAAAGAAGUCCCAACUGUUGCUGUCUCAGAGAAUCCAGAUAGACUGCCAGCCUAUUUAACAGCAGUUGGAGUCCUGCUGUUUUUUAAUUCACUGGGUAUCUUCUUUGGAGUGAGGUGGAAAAAAAAGCAGGGCCAGACAGGGGCGAUAGGAGGCAGUACGCCGGAUGGAAAGAAGAGUGAACAGGGGGGGUCCGCUCAGUCGACCGACAGCAACUCCAACAAGUAUGAGAGCAGGGAAAAGAUCAACGCCGCAGCCCAGCGCACCCUCCUCAUCGACUCUGGGUCCGAAACAGACAGCCAUGUCUACGAGAGCUAUGCAGCGGAAAUUUCCCAUCGUUAUUACCCCACUGGUGACUACAAUCCGCCUCUGAGUCCACUACCUGAGGAAAUGCGUAGGCUCGGGGUCACCCAACUCCCUGUGGAUUCUCAAAGCCAUCUGUAUGAAGACGUGAGAGACGGGGAUCUGUACCAGGACAUCCUGUCUUCCCCUCUUCCUUCCCCUUCAUACUCGUUUGACCACCGAUUGCAUCAGGAAAGGAAUAUGUGGAGACUACCAGGCUACCCUCAGGCAGCUGAGAGAGUCGGGGACGUCCGGCAGCCGAGGAGAGAGUCGGAUCUUCCCUUUGAACUGCGAGGCGAAUUAGUCUAAAAUGAGAAGCAUGGAAAGCCGAAGAAGCCAAACAGAAGAAAAUUACAAUAUAAAGAUUAUAUGUAUACAUUUAAGUCAUGUCUUAAAUAUCGACAUACAUCUCCCUCUGUUGUCUUGGACCUCGCAUUGUUUUUUUCAACUUCACCCUUGUUCUAGUUUUUUUUUGUUGUCCUGCAGGUGGAAAUUAAUUUAGAGACAAAAAUUGAACUGACAAAGAUGUUUUUCGCCUGGAGGACGACAGCCACUCACUGUGGCACUGGGGCAGAAGCAGCACACGCUCACAUUGUCACCCAAACACACAGCAUCGUGUGCGCUGUUAACAUUCUCCAGAUUGUGCCCCCCCCGACAGAAAGAGUUUCAAAGUUAGUCCCUGGGAAUCCUUGCAAUGGGAUUGUACUGAGUAGUAUUUAGCAUGGUCAUGUCUUCAGGAUGUAAAGCCAUAUCUGGGGCCAGACUGUAAUCCUAUUUUCUCUUGGAUUGAAGCUCAGCUCACAGUAUUUGUGAGAGAGAGAGAGAGAGAGAGAGAGAGAGAGAGAGAGAGAGAGAGAGAGAGAGAGACUAAGCUGCUGCUACAAAGCAAUUCUUCUCCUCAUUUGAUUUUCCAUAGUAUAGUGUCACAUUCCGGCCUGCAGUUUCCAAUAAUUACAAUCUGUAUUCAGAGAAAACUUUCCCAAACUAAAGUUGCUUUAUACUAAUUAUAAAAUCUAGGCAACACGACCCUUUGGAACAACUUUCCUUGUGAUUAAUCUAAUCGUAAUCAAGAUAUUUCCCAACUCAAGAUAUUUUUUUCUCUGGACUAAAGUCAGAACACAAGAAAAGAUGGAUGGUAUUUCCUUUAUUACAAUAACAAGGUCUGAGUUCUCUGUGCCUUUGUGUAACUUUGUCUUCUAAUGUUCACUGUGCGUAGAUCAUAAACCUCUUCAAACUUUGCAUUGGCUUCCCUGUUCUCGCUGUCUUGUGAAUUACACAAAUAGCGACUGGGCUUGCAUGCGUACACACGGGCGUUAUUUAUACAUCAGAGUUCUGCUUCCAGCUUCUGCUUUUCCCUGGAGCACGAUUCGUCACAUCAGUCUCAAAAAAGGAAGUCAGCGAAGGCAGCACAUAUAGCUCAGUUAGACACACACAUGUAUAACAGAGGGGUAUAAUAUGAAAUUAUUGUUCCCCAAUAGAAAUGUCCCAUUUUUGAUGAAGACGGAUGUGGUCUGGCUCAGGACAAAUGAUUGUACGUGUUGUUACUGUACAACACAAAAUAAAUAUUUACUCUGAGAGGUUA